Molecule: messenger RNA, 1365 nt
Organism: Chrysoperla carnea
Lineage: Eukaryota; Metazoa; Arthropoda; Insecta; Neuroptera; Chrysopidae
Product: BTB/POZ domain-containing protein 2-like
Exons: 3
Coding region: 1-1356 (451 amino acids)
Biological process (GO): neurogenesis
Cellular component (GO): cytosol; P-body
Molecular function (GO): protein binding
Source: RefSeq, a predicted model, not a curated record
AUGUCCCCUUGGAUGGAAUGUAUGGUGAAUUCACCCACAAAGCGAUUAAGGACCUCCUUAGACUCUAGAUUAUCGUUGUCACGUUUUAAUUUUCUGUUUAACAACGAAAUACUAUCCGAUAUUAAUUUUAUUGUGGGAAAAAAUAAACAAUUUCGAAUACCAGCUCACAAACUGAUUUUAGCAGCUGCAAGUGAUGUGUUUGAAACAUUGUUUUUUGGAUCUUUAGCAACUAAAUCUGAUCAAAUUAAAUUACCUGACAUUGAACCAACAAUAUUUUUAGCAUUUCUAAAAUUUAUUUACACAGAUGAAAUGAAAAUCGAUCAUGAAACAGUGAUGUCUACCUUAUACGUAGCAAAGAAAUACAAUGUAACAGCUUUAGAAGAUUAUUGUGUAGAUUAUUUAGAAACAAAUUUAGAUUGUGAUCAUGCUGUUUUAUUGUUAAGACAAGCCAAGUUCUUUAAUGAGCCAGAAUUAGCAGACAAAUGUCUAAAUAUUAUUGAUCAAAACACAAUAGAAGUUUUAGCUGUUGACGAUUUUAAUGAUAUUGAUUUGGAGACUUUAAUUGAACUAUUAAAACGGGAUACUUUACAAAUUAAAGAAUCAAAGUUAUAUGAAGCCGUUUUAAGAUGGACGGAAGUAGAAUGCGCCAGAAGAAAAUUAACCCUUACAUCAGAAAAACAACGAUUAGUUUUAGGGCCAGCAAUUAAGUUAAUACGUUUUCCAUUAAUGACAAUUGAAGAGUUUAAUAAUGGCCCUGUUCAAAGUGGAUUAUUGACUGAUCGUGAAAUUCAAGAAUUAAUGUUAAACAUUACAGUUAAUUCAAAGCCAGCUGUUGAAUUUUCGGAUGUACCUCGACACUGUGAAAAAUUGAUUAGAAAUGAACAAGUUGUGAACAGAUUUAAAAGUAUUCGUAAUAAGUUUUUGAUCCGGCGUUGUAUAAAUGAUGGUAUUAAUUUGAUGGUUGAUCGUCCUAUAUUUCUGGUUGGAUUUGGUUUGUAUGGCUCUAAACAAGCACAUGUUUUAUUGGAUGUAGAUUUAGAAUUAAUACAUAAAGAUACAAACAUAGUGUGUGCUUCAAAUAAAGCUUCAAUUCAAACUUCUGAUGGUUCAAAUCAAACAUAUAAAGUUAAAUUCAAGGAACCAAUUAAGAUUACACCAAACACAAAUUAUACAGCUAGCGUUACAAUUACAACUAAACCAGUUGGGUGUUGGUACUACGGUACUGAAGGACAAAGUCAAGUUAUAAUUAAUGAUUUAAAUGGCAAACCCAUCACUUUUCAAUUUGCAUCCAUUGGACGUGGUUUUACAGAUGUGAUUAAAGGACAAAUACCAGAAAUAAUAUUUACAUAUUUAUAAAUAUUUUGU